AUCUUUGCGGGAUGCUUUUUUUCUGAUCGUUUCCGUGUCGUUAGCGAAUCAGUGUCGGGUAACUGUGAAACCAUGCUGUACACAGGAGUUCAACAAACUCUGAAAUAGCUCAAAUAUUACUCCAAAAUACACUUGUAAGGUUGGCGUUCCCGCCGACAGAGCUGGCUAUCUGUUCAGAUAACAUUUUGAGUUUACAUCGGCUCUUCCGGGUGAGAAACAAAAGAUAGUCUUUCUGUUCGUAGCUGUGUUAGCAUGGAGGCUAACGGGGUGACGGCUAGCUUUGCAUCAGAAGAGCACCGAGUCCAAAAUCUGACCCAAGAGGAAGAGGAGGACCUGAAGCUGGCGUUAGCAAACAUGACAGUGGAAGACCUGCUGCAGAGGGCUCAGGCUGUGCAGACGGACAGCAACACGGGGGAGCUGGGCGUCAACACGGACCCGGACUGGGAGAGUCAGGUGGCGGCCAUGUUGGAGUACAGCGCCACGCUGACGGAGCAGUACACCAGUCUGAUGAAGAAGCAGGGCGAGGAGGAGCAGGCCAAGGAGAAGGAGAAACAGCAACUGCAGAAGAAGAAGGAGGAAGCAGUCCGCCAGCACCAGGCUCUUCUGGACAAACUGGAGUCUCUGCGAGUGAAACUGCAGCUGAACAACUCGAAGGCCACCAGGAAGAACUUCUUAGCAAAGAAACAGGAAAUGACCUCGGAGAAGAACAGAGCAGAGGAGGAGAGGAACAGGCUGGACAAGGAGCUGAACGAGAACGUGGUGAAGCUGAGCGCUCUGAAAAAGGAGCAGAGCGAGGAGCAGAGCAGGUGGCAGGAGGAGCUGGAGGAGCUGAGGCAGGAGAUGGAGCAGGUGAGGAGGGAGGCGCAGGAGGCCGACCUGCAGGCCUUAAAGGACGAGAUCGCUGCCGUGGAGAAGCAGAGAGACGUCGCCAUGGAGCGCAUCGAGGCCUGGCUGAAAGAGGUGGGGCAGUACCUGAACGGUCUCAGGGAGGAGUUUCCGCAGCAGUACCCCCACGAGAGGCAGAAGUGGGAGAAGAAGGAGGGGGUGGUGCGGAGGAGCCAGGCCGAGCUGCAGAGUCGGUUCCAGGAGGUUCUGCAGCAGCUGCAGCAGGGUCGAGAUCUAGAGUCGCUCCCCAGGAUCAACGUGCCGUCUCUGCCGCAGGUCCCCAUGGCCGACCUGAGGUUCAAUCAGGUGAUGCAGCCUCUGCACCACCCUCAGUUCAUGCCCUCGCCUCCUCCACACCCAAUGAACCGACCGCUCCCUCCUCAGAGACACCCACACUUCUUCCAGCAGCCGUACCACCAGCCCCCCCCCUACCACCCCCAGUACCGCUACCGCCACAACCACCCGCCACCCCCGCACCAUUUCCAGGCACCCCUCCCACCCCAGCACUACCCUCCCCCUCAGUUCCAGCCCCACAUCAGAGCUCAGAUGAGGGUGACGCCGCCUCCCAGCCUCUCCCCGUCUCCUCCCAUUCAGCCCGUGGCUCCUUCCCCGCCUCCCCCCGCGGCCGCCGCUCCGUCCUCCGCCCCCGCCGGCAAACUAGACAAAGUCCUGGAGAAGCUCGGUACUCGUUUCCCACAGUGCAACAGGGCUCAGCUGACGUCGCUGCUGCAGCAGGUUAAGAUCUCCCGGGGCACGUUGGCCGGCAUGUCCAUGGAGGAGGUCAUGGAGCAGGUCGGCGUGAAGCUGACCCAGAGCGAGAGGCCAGCUCCCGGUCCAAUCAGCCGGCCCACUCCGCCGGGCCCCAUCCAGAGACCGGCGUCCUCUCCUCAGCGGGGAGCGGCAGGCGGCGGUCAGAGCGUCGGGCCCCGCAAACUCUGCCUGAUGUGUCAGAACCUCGUGGAUCCAGACAGCCGCCACCCGCUCAGCUGCUCCCACAUCAUCCACAAAGACUGCAUCCGGGUGUGGCUGCAGUCCAGCAAGAACAACUCCUGCCCGUUCUGCCCCGCCAAGUGACGCGGAACACGGUGACACCUCCGCCUCCACUCGGACUCUGAUCAGUGCCAUUAAAAUAAUAUUACUUUGAUGUACUCACUGCUGCAUGUCUCAUCCUCAUUCAGGAACGAUGAACAGCGUUGUUCCACAUUUGAGAAGAUUUAUAUCUCCAUGUAUUUAACAGUUUAACCUGAGCCGAUCCUCUCCAAGCAUCGUUCUUUAUUUUGUCUGAUAUGUUUUAUUUUCCUGAACUAUGCCAAAUGAAAGCGUCUGAAAUCGCUUUUAAGUUUUUCAUUUUGAUGUUAAACAAAUAAAAAUACUUAUUAACUUC
Messenger RNA from Labrus mixtus (cuckoo wrasse), 2269 nucleotides. RefSeq names its product ring finger protein 214 (gene rnf214). The coding region runs from base 253 to 1959 and encodes 568 amino acids. The transcript is spliced from 6 exons. Gene Ontology annotation, molecular function: ubiquitin-protein transferase activity. The record is from RefSeq and is a predicted model, not a curated record. NCBI's taxonomy places the organism in Eukaryota, Metazoa, Chordata, Actinopteri, Labriformes, Labridae.